AUGCAGGUUACAGAUUCAGUUAAGUGGGAGUCAGCUAUGAAAGAAGAUGUAGACUCUCUACAUGCUAACAGAAUAUGGAAACUAACUGAGCUUCCUUGUGGGAAGAAAACAUUGCAAACAAAUGGGUAUACAGGAUUAAAGAAGAAGCAGAUGGAAGAAAAAGAUAUAAAGCAAGGUUCAAAUUUGCAAGAGAUCAAUUCUUUGAAAAAACAACUACCAAAGGAGUUUGAAAUGACAGAUCUAGGUGCUGCGAAACAAAUCCUCGGAAUGAGAAUUAGUAGGGAUAGUAAGACAGGUACUUUAAAUUUGUCUCAACAAAAUUAUAUUGAGAAGAUCUUGUGCAGGUUUAAGAUGCAAGAUGCCAAACCUGUUAGUACGCCUCUUGCUAUUCAUUUCAAAUUGUCCAAGGAUUUGUCACCCAAGACAGAUGAAGAGCAUGAAGAAAUGUCAAUGAUUUCAUAUGCUUCAGCAGUGGGCAGCUUGAUGUACGCUAUGGUAUGCACCAGACCAGACAUAGCACAAGCAGUGGGAGCAGUGAGCAGAUACAUAGCUGAGCCUGGAAAGAAACAUUGGGAGGCUGUGAAGUGGAUAUUACGAUAUUUGAAAGGAACUUUAUGUAUGAGCCUUUGUUUUAAGCAAAAUGAAUUACUUUUGCAUGGCUUUGUGGAUGCAGAUUUGGGUGGUGAUCUUGGCAGCAAGAGAAGCACCACUGGAUACGUCUCUGGUAUACUAAGCAAAGUUCCUUUCGACAUACAGCCUAUUGGUAUAGUUUCACAAUUAAAUACUCUAAAGCAAAUGUUGGAAAGAGAAAAAGAUGGCGUUUGCAAGAUUGGAAUAUGUGGUCUAGGUGGAAUCGGGAAGACCACAUUGGCAAUGGCUCUUUACAAUCUGCUCUCUCCUACAUUUGAAGGAAGUUGUUUCCUCUCGGACAUCAGAGAAAAGGAAAAGAGGGAGGGUCUAUCCUCUUUGCAAGAGAAACUCAUGAAGGAAGUCUUAAAAGAAACCGUGAGUAUAGACAAUGUCAGGGAAGGAGUUAGCUUGAUGAAACAAAGGCUUGGAAGCAGGAAGGUUCUCUUGAUUUUGUAUGAUGUCGAGCAUGCACGUCACCUUGAGGCUUUUACAGCUAACCGUCGGAAAAAUGAAGAGUGGUUUAGUGCAGGGAGUAAGAUUAUUGCGACAACAAGGAACAGAGAGGUACUCCUCCGGCAUGGACUGCAGAAGGAAGAUAUUUACUUCCCUGAGGGAUUGAAUACAGAAGACUCAUUGCAACUAUUCAUUCACAGAGCACUUGUUAGCGACCAACUAUUGGCAGAACUUGGUGACCUACCGCAGGAAAUUGUGAAGGUAGCAGAGGGACUGCCCCUAGCACUCGAAGUAUUUGGGUCGCACUUUGGAUUCCUAAAGGAAAGAGAAGAAUGGGAGGAAGCUUUGGGACCAUUGAAAAGCGAACAGCAUAAGGAUGUCCAUGAGAGAUUAAGAAUAAGCUACGAAGGCCUAAAUUACAGGGAAAAGUGCAUCUUUUUAGACAUAGCGUGUUUCUUUGUUGGAGUGAACAAAGAAUAUCCAUUUCAUAUGUGGGAAGGUUGCGGAUGGUAUCCGCGCCAGGCACUUGAAGUUCUGCAACACCCGUCUCUUGUUAAAAUAGACAAGAAUGACAAGUUUGAAAUGCAUGACCAAAUCCGAGACACGGGAAAAAUGGUGGUUAAAGAAGAACAGCUGACUGAUCCUCUCACGUGCAGCAGGCCAUGGAGCAAGGAUCAAAUAUUGGAGGUUUCUUUGGGAAAUCCCCAUGUCCAUGGUGUCGACUUCCUCGGAGUCUCUGAUGAAAGAGUAAAGAUGAGUUGGAAGGUAAUAGGGGCGAUGCCCAGACUCCGUUUCAUCACCGGUGCAACAAAAGACGCAUUUGAAGAUGAAGGAAAGAUGGUUCGUCUCCCAGGAAACAUGCGGUGGUUCAGUUGGAGCGGCUGUCCUUAUCGAACGCUUACAUUUCACAAUAGCCUGCAUGAGCGGCUCUGCGUCCUCCACAUAUCCGACGGCCACUUUCAACACUUGGGAUCGCAUAGCAUGGUUAGUGAGUAG
Molecule: messenger RNA, 2079 nt
Organism: Nymphaea colorata (pocket water lily)
Lineage: Eukaryota; Viridiplantae; Streptophyta; Magnoliopsida; Nymphaeales; Nymphaeaceae
Product: TMV resistance protein N-like
Exons: 4
Coding region: 1-2079 (692 amino acids)
Biological process (GO): defense response
Molecular function (GO): ADP binding
Source: RefSeq, a predicted model, not a curated record